Antechinus flavipes (yellow-footed antechinus) is the source of this 1498-nucleotide messenger RNA. Its product is annotated as ubiquitin thioesterase OTU1-like. Bases 481 to 1395 code for a protein of 304 amino acids. NCBI's taxonomy places the organism in Eukaryota, Metazoa, Chordata, Mammalia, Dasyuromorphia, Dasyuridae. Gene Ontology annotation, molecular function: cysteine-type deubiquitinase activity. Gene Ontology annotation, biological process: endoplasmic reticulum unfolded protein response; protein deubiquitination. The transcript has a single exon. Gene Ontology annotation, cellular component: nucleus; cytosol. The record is from RefSeq and is a predicted model, not a curated record.
UCCCUCCGGGCGGCGGCGUCUUCUUCCCUCCGGGCGGCGGCGUCUUCUUCCCUCCGGGCGGCGGCGUCUUCUUCCCUCCGGGCGGCGGCGUCUUCUUCCCUCCGGCAGCGGCAUCUUCUUCCCUCCGGGCGGCGGCGUCUUCUUCUCUCCGGCGGCGGCGGCGGCGUCUUCUUCCCUCCGGCAGCGGCGGCGGCGUCUUCUUCCCUCCGGGCGGCGGCGUCUUCUUCCCUCGGGCGGCGGCGUCUUCUUCCCUCGGGCGGCGGCGUCUUCUUCCCUCCGGCGGCAUCUUCCUCCUUCGGGUAAUUUCUUCCUCUCUCCAGUGGCGGCAGCUCCCUCCCCCUGGCAGUGGCGUCUCCUUCCCUCCAGCAGUAGUAUCUUCCUCCCUCCUGCGGGGCCUUCCUCUCUCCAGUGGCAGCAGCUCCCUCCUUCCGGAGGUGUCCCAGGCAGGCUCCCGAAGGUGUCCGGUGUGUGGCGGGUGCGAUGUGGCGGCUCCGCUGCAAGGCCAAGAAUGGCACCCACAUCCUGCAGGGCCUCUCGAGCCGGUCCCGCGUGCAGGAGCUUGAGGGUCAGAUAGCUGCCCUUACCGGGAUCGCUGCUGGGGGGCAGCGGAUCCUCGCUGGCUUCCCCCCCAAGUGCCUGGAUCUCAGCAAUGGGGAGACGGUGCUGGGGGACCUGCCCAUCCAGUCGGGUGAUACUCUGAUCGUUGAAGAGGACAAAACCAAGCCUAAGAUUUCAUCUUCUGCAGUCACAGAACAUGGCGCUCAUACUUCACUCGGGGAAGUUUUGCCUGAGCUUACCAGAACUGUGGUCCCAGCAGAUAACUCCUGCCUUUUCACCAGUGUGUACUAUGUUGUAGAAGGGGGAGUUUUAGAUCCAACUCACGCCCCUGAGAUGCGAAAUCUUAUAGCAGAAACAGUAGCGAGUGAUCCAGAAUUCUAUUGUGAGGCAUUCUUGGAAAAAACAAAUCAAGAGUACUGUGAGUGGAUUAGAAGAGAUGACACUUGGGGAGGGGCUAUUGAGAUAUCCAUUUUGUCAAAGUUCUAUCAAUGCGAGAUUUGUGUAGUGGACACUCAGACAGUCAGAAUUGACCGCUUUGGGGAAGAUGCCGCUUACCCCAAAAGGGUACUACUAAUUUAUGAUGGCAUCCACUAUGAUCCACUUCAGCAAAACUUCCCUGACCCAGACAGCCCUCCUUUGACCAUCUUUUCCUCCAGUGAUGACAUUGUUCUUGCGCAAGCAUUGGAACUGGCCGAGGAAGCUAGAAAAAAGAGGCAAUUUACUGAUGUAAACCGAUUCAUCCUCAGAUGCAUGGUGUGUCAGAAGGGGUUAACGGGGCAAGCAGAAGCCAGGGAACAUGCCAAGGAGACUGGCCAUACCAACUUUGGAGAGGUGUAAUCUAUGCAGGAGGAGGCAUUGUCUACUACCUCACUCAUCCAGAAGGAUCUGGGUUUUCCAAUAAGCUCUCUGUUAACCUAAAAUACAAAAGGUCAUAAUUUUA